GCCUUAAACGUUGGCGCUGCCUUGCUCAUGGCUAUUCUGUUCAUGGGCAUGGUUGCCAACGCUAAUGCCGAGGAGACUGAAGCAAAGGACAAUGGCAUCACCGGCCCAGUUAUCGGUAUUGAUCUCGGAACCACAUACUCUUGUGUUGGAAUCAUGAAGGGCGGCACCGUCGAGAUUUUGGUCAACGACCAGGGCAACCGUAUCACACCAUCAUGGGUCGCAUGGAACGAUGAGGAAAGAUUAGUGGGAGACGCUGCAAAGAACCAGUUCGCCGCCAACCCCCACCGCACCGUUUUCGACAUCAAGCGUAUGAUUGGUCGCAAAUUUGACGACAAGGACGUUCAGAAGGACAUGAAGCACUUCCCAUUCAAGGUUGUCAACAAGAACGGCCAGCCUCGUGUCAAGGUCGACGUUGGAGGAUCGGACAAGACUUUCACUCCUGAGGAAAUUUCCUCCAUGAUUUUGAGCAAGAUGAAGGAGACCGCUGAGGCUUACCUCGGUGAGAAGGUCACUAACGCUGUUGUUACUGUCCCUGCCUACUUCAACGACGCUCAACGUGCUGCGACCAAGGACGCCGGCACCAUUGCUGGUUUGAAUAUCCUUCGCGUUGUCAACGAGCCUACCGCCGCCGCCCUCGCCUACGGCCUUGACAAGACCGGAGAGGAACGCCAGAUCAUCGUCUACGAUCUUGGUGGUGGUACCUUCGAUGUCUCCGUCCUGACUGUUGACCACGGAGUGUUCGAGGUUCAAUCCACCGCCGGUGACACCCACCUUGGUGGUGAGGAUUUCGAUCAGCGCAUUGUUGACUACUUCACCAAGUCCUACAACAAGCAACACGACACCGAUAUCACCAAGAACGCUAAGACUAUGGGCAAGCUGAAGCGCGAGGUUGAGAAGGCCAAGCGUGCGUUGUCCAGCCAGAUGAGCAUCAAGAUCGAAAUCGAGGCCUUCCACGAGGGCAAGGACUUCUCGGAGACUCUUACCCGUGCCAAGUUCGAGGAGUUGAACAACGAUCUCUUCAAGAAGACUCUCAAGCCCGUCGAGCAAGUGCUCAAGGACGCCAAGUUGAAGAAGAGCGACAUCGACGACAUCGUCCUUGUGGGUGGUUCCACCCGUAUCCCCAAGGUUCAGGCUAUGUUGGAGGAGUUCUUUGGUAAGAAGGCCGUCAAGGGUGUCAACCCCGACGAGGCUGUCGCAUACGGUGCUGCCGUCCAGGGUGGUGUGCUCUCCGGAGAGGAAUCGGCUAAGGAGAUUGUGUUGAUGGAUGUCAACCCCCUCACCUUGGGUAUCGAGACCACCGGAGGUGUCAUGACUCACCUCAUCAAGCGCGGUACCACCAUCCCUACCCGCAAGAGCCAGAUCUUCUCGACCGCCGCCGACAACCAGCCCGUUGUCUUGAUCCAGGUGUUCGAAGGUGAACGCUCGAUGACUGCGCAAAAUAACCUUCUCGGAAAAUUCGAGCUUUCCGGCAUUCCCCCAGCACCCAGAGGCCAGCCUCAGAUCGAGGUCAGCUUCGAGCUAGACGCGAACGGUAUCCUCAAGGUCUCAGCCGGCGACAAGGGCACCGGCAAGAGCGAGUCCAUUACAAUCACCAACGACAAGGGUCGCUUGAGCAAGGAAGAAAUUGAGCGCAUGGUCGAGGAAGCAGAGAAGUACGCCGACGAGGACAAGGCCAUUCGCGAGCGUGUCGAGGCCCGCAACGGUUUGGAGAAUUACGCAUUCAACCUGAAGAAUCAGGUCAACGACGAUGCCGGUCUUGGUGGCAAGAUCGAUGAGGACGAUAAGGAGGCCCUCCUCGAGGCUAUCAAGGAAGCCGUCGACUGGUUGGAGGAGAACGCCCAGACCGCCAACGCCGAGGACUUCGAGGAGCAAAAGCAGAAGCUGUCUGACGUUGCAUACCCCAUCACCUCCAAGUUGAACGGCGGUGCUGGCGGCGCUGGUGGCAUGCCUGACUUCGGCGAUGACGAGCCCGUCGGCCACGACGAGUUGUAGAGUAUUUCCAGCGAGUAUUCCCCUAAAAGCCGAUGCGCCCACCGCCAUGGCGAAGGACGCGCAUGAAAUUUGUUAGACAUGUUAUGCAUAGAUGAGGGAAAUGAAAUGGGUCAAUCUCAUGAACAAUGCCGUCCAGAUGUGAUGCCCUAUCCAAUGAUGGUGAUGCGAUGCGGAACCUGGCGGUCAGAAAAGACCUCCACAGAAUGGCUAUAUACAGUGACUAGUGCAAAGUCUGAACGAUUUUCGCC
This is a messenger RNA of Dissoconium aciculare CBS 342.82, 2240 nucleotides long. RefSeq names its product immunoglobulin heavy chain-binding protein, KAR2. Gene Ontology annotation, molecular function: misfolded protein binding; ATP hydrolysis activity; heat shock protein binding. Gene Ontology annotation, biological process: endoplasmic reticulum unfolded protein response; cellular response to unfolded protein; protein refolding. Gene Ontology annotation, cellular component: endoplasmic reticulum chaperone complex; endoplasmic reticulum lumen; nucleus. The record is from RefSeq and is a predicted model, not a curated record. The transcript has 5 exons. Bases 28 to 1992 code for a protein of 654 amino acids. NCBI's taxonomy places the organism in Eukaryota, Fungi, Ascomycota, Dothideomycetes, Mycosphaerellales, Dissoconiaceae.